This is a messenger RNA of Pararge aegeria (speckled wood butterfly), 1112 nucleotides long. RefSeq names its product small integral membrane protein 8. Lineage: Eukaryota; Metazoa; Arthropoda; Insecta; Lepidoptera; Nymphalidae. The transcript has 3 exons. The record is from RefSeq and is a predicted model, not a curated record. Bases 200 to 475 code for a protein of 91 amino acids.
AUUUUAAUGUCUGUGGCUGUGUUUGAGGUUAUGUUAUGGUGGUUGCAAGUUGGAGUUAUAUAUAUUUUUUUAAAUAGAAACCAAGUGGGUUUUUAAUCAUUUUGCUGCACAAACUAAUAAUUAUCAAUAUUUUUAAUAUGAAGCUAUAUUAAAGAACCUCUGAAAUUGUAGACCUGACAGUGUACUAUAAAUCCACAUAAUGUCUAGCAGCGAUAGCAACAAAGGUAGUAACAGCCAGGAAAAACCUGGUGAUGGAAUACGCGGAAUGAGAUCCACUACAGCCUUCAGAGUGGUUAACUUCGAGUUGUAUGCCAAACCUAAUAUAGUGAUAAUGAGCAUAGGCCUAACAUGUUUUGGUAUUGCUCUAGGAUAUAUAGCCUAUAUGAGACAAAAAUAUGAAGCAAUGGGAUAUUAUUCAGCAAUUGAUAAAGAUGGAAAAGAAAUAUUUGAAAAGAAGAAAUCUAAAUGGGACUAAGAAAUAAGAAUAUAUACAGUGUAAACUCCAUGUAAUGUCCCUCGAUUUAUCGGCGAAAUCCCUAAAGCGUCAAAACUAAUUGGUUUUGGUUGGUUUAGCUUGUUUUCCAUACAAUGAUACAUUCUACAUAGCAUUACACCCACCCUCAAUAACAACAACAAUUGAGUAAUAAAGUACCUUUUAAGUUGCUAAAAUUACUAAAAACUGUGCAGCUGUGUACAUUUUUUUUGUCGCUUUAUUAUCCUAGCCCACAAUAAACUCUACUGUCAGCAUCAUCCAUACGAACGUUCUGAGAAAUUCGUUCUUUAGUUUACGAAUUGGGAUUGCUUGCAUGUGUAGACUUGUUGACCAUGACGAAUAAGACUGAGUCGUGGAUUAGCUAUACGUUUUCAUAUACUUAGUUGUUCACAAACAACUUUUUCUUUUUCUAAUUCAGAUUUUUCUUAUCUCCAUUUAACGCCAACUCUUUAUAACGCCAAAGCACACAGUGCCCUCAGUGUCGGUACAUAGAGUUUACACUGUAUUUGGAAUGUUAAUAAUUUAGGUUUAGUCACUUGUCUUAGAAAUUGUAAAUAAAUUUUAAAUUAUUAAAGCUUGUUUUUAACCCUUGAUGCUAAAAUAGUAGGGUGUGAACCAA